AUACAACAGGCGAGGAUCGCUCGCUUCACGGGCUCUCUGCGGUUUCUCCAUUGAGACAAGUCCUAGCAAAAGAAGGCCUCUACUUGGUCUCCCAUCCCUUCGGCACCUGCUCUCCACAUUCACAAGCAUCCAACACGGUAUACAUCACAGAAGUCACCCGCGGCAUUUGAUUCUGUGCAGACGGUUCCUUCAGACCACCUUGCCAUUCCUCUGGUAGGGGUUUGGUGUUUCCCGGACAAAGAUGGCCGGCGAUCCAAACACCAUCACAUCUCCAAGCUCUUUCCCAACAAAGUUAGAAGACGUUUCUGGGCCAUCUGACUUUCCCAUGCGCCUGAGAGAAGCCAAGCAGACAUGCAUAGUUAACCAGAUCAAGAAGCUCGUCGAAGGCUGUGAUAAUUUUAUCGGCCUCUUCCCUGGCGAGUAUGGAGUGCCCGAGAUCAUUGUGUCCGAAAACUUGAGGCACUCGAGUCUUUCCAUCCUCGGGGAUGCAGCCGAGAACUUUGCUCAUUAUAUGAGAGAUUGCACCCUGCCCAUACCGGCGAGGGCUUCGGACUCGAUGGGUACCCGGUCCUCGACAGGAAAGAAGUCCAUCGUUGCGCUGGAUAACCCCGUGCCCACCGCUUCUAUAUCUUACCCGUUUCAGCGGCCAGUGAAGCGCCAUCGCUCUGGCACGACGAGUGGCAGAGAAUCAGGCAAUUUCCGGCCUGCGCGAAGUGAACGUAGACUGAGGGUAGUCAAUGAAGCGCCAGCGCUCCAAAUCAGAGUGGACGAUCGCGACAGGCUCGAGGGCUGGUUCAAAGAAGCAUUUGUCGCUAUGCAGCAGGUGGCAUGCCGAAUCAUUGCCAAAGUCUGGAUCAAGAGGAUUCACCCCCGGAAGCAAUCUACCCACCCCUAUAAUGGCGGCGUGCCACGCAGUGAGAGCAAAGAUCCGGAGCGGACACGGCCGCCAUAUUGGCCACUCAACGUCAUACAUCGUGAGCCAGAUCAUAUAGGCCGUGAUGACCGAACUAGCCUCCUGGUCCAUCUUCUCAUGUCUACUCCGCUCGAGGUCAUCACAAAUCCACCAGAUCCGCAUAACAAGCAGUUUGUAACAGCUGCCAAUCUUUUGAAAUGUCUCGAAUCCAAGAGGUCCGACUCGAACGUGAAAGAAGGUGUCUGGGAGGUCAUCGAGCACGUCUGCAGAGCGCGAGAUCUGAUGGAACAGUAUGAAGCUGGAGAAAUAGAUGGCGACGCCCUGGUCUUUCUCAACGACUACACCAGUGGCGCAAGACUCUGGUCCAACGACUCCGACGACGAGCCGCCCGAACAGACUCUCUCUGUGCGAGGUGCCUCUCAGCGCGCGAACCCUGGCCACGAGUCUGAGGAGGAGGAAGAACACAGUGGUGCAGUCGUCUUCACACCGAACUCCUCGUCGCAAGGCUCUCCCACGGAUCAGUCAUAUGCUGAGGCCAAGCCGCGGAUGCAUAGAAGGCGAGCCACAGGGGUUGUUGAGAGCUCUAGUACACGUCAACCAAAAGGUCGACGGUCAUCUAGGCCACCAGUCCGCGCAGGUCGCUCGGCUUUGUCCGCCGGUCCCCGACAGGUACUGGAGCUUCCAUACCGGCUGCCUGUGGGCAUGAUUAAGCCUGAAAGUCAAGCUGACAACAGGCCACCGGACAACUUGAUGAAUGAGCGAAGAGCUAGUGUCCAUGCCACAACAGACAUGUCGCCAAUGGUGCCCAUGAUGGUGCAACAACUGCCUCCGAAGGCUUUUGGGUGCGACUAUGAAAAUCAGAUGGGAGCCACGAACAUGCUUGACAUGUUCUCAUAUGCAGAGGCAUGCCCUCGGCCACCUAAUACCCAAGCCUGGAUGGGAAUGAUGCCUAACAUGGGACCAGAGCCUCCAGAGCAUGUGUUUGGCUUCCACCCACACAUGGUCACUCAGCCACAAGAAUCGGCGCUUUCGUAUUUCGGGCAGGCAGCGGAAGAGGCCCAGAACAGAAUGUGCGCCCGCGGCCCUUUGAUCGACCCGUCACAGUAUCCAAGCUUCGACGGCGCUCCCCAAUUUGCCUUGCCUUUAAGGAUCAUGGACCCGUAUCAACAGGGCAUGAUGCCGGAAGUCGACGUGAAGAUGGAGAUGACACCGGCAGAGUUCUACGCAUUAUGAGCCCAAAGCUGUUUGCGCCGGAGCUAUAGGGUGUAUCGAACGCCGGCAGCCUUCUCACUUCCAGUAGGCCGACGAGACACUCAGCUAGAGAUUGUCGAUCCUCCAAGAAAGACCAACCUUACUAUCGUGUCCAAAUGCCCACUGCUUUGUCCUGCUUGGAUAGGGACGCUUCUAUGAAAGCCCACUCACCGAAGAAGGAAUCAUUGCAGGGGGGCGAUUGCGCCCUUUCUGUCAGGGAUCCGUAAUUCUUCGCCGCACUGGUCGGGAGAUGGUAUAUGUCGCAUCGUUCGACCUUGCGGCGAAUCUCGGUCGGCGCUUGCUCAUUCUCACAAUCAUUUAUGCUUUGCCACUUCUCGAGUUUAAGCCUGCUGCUUCACCAUCGGCUGCUCCAAUCUGCCAGGUUUCACGAAUUUCCUUUUGGGCGCUUUGAGGUUUAUAUCUCGGGUCAGGUUGCCUUUUUUACGAUCUUUGUCGGCAGCAAGCAGAUAUCCAACAAUCGUUGUUUUAUGAAAACCGGUCUACCAGAAAAGUUCGGAGUGCUAAUGAUGAUUGAGUGGCACCCAGUCAGUUGUUCGAGAUAUCCCCAGCAUGAGUAUCCAUAUCAAGGGACGUGCGAGCAGCAAGGAAAGGUCUUUGUGGGCGAUGUUUGUUUUCGGGAGGGUGCCAUGUCGUGUUUGACCAGGCGUGAAAUGUCUGAUAAACUUGGUUGAUCCGAGCGCUGGAUCUAGUCCCGGGCUGUUUGAU
Molecule: messenger RNA, 2890 nt
Organism: Exophiala xenobiotica
Lineage: Eukaryota; Fungi; Ascomycota; Eurotiomycetes; Chaetothyriales; Herpotrichiellaceae
Exons: 8
Coding region: 242-2146 (634 amino acids)
Source: RefSeq, a predicted model, not a curated record